Molecule: messenger RNA, 2697 nt
Organism: Cherax quadricarinatus
Lineage: Eukaryota; Metazoa; Arthropoda; Malacostraca; Decapoda; Parastacidae
Source: RefSeq, a predicted model, not a curated record
UGGAGAUGGGGCCACUGUUCGCAGGAAGGGAAGGGGUGGUGAGGGCGGCGGUUGGGGUGGUGUGGGCGUUCCUGGUGGUGGUAAGAGUGUUGGUGGGAGUGAUGGUGAGGGUUGUGGCGGAGGGUGGUGGUGUGGGCGGUGGGCGGUGGUGGUUAGUGACUGGGUGGUGGAGGUGGGGGUGGUGGCGGCCAGCGGUGGGGAAAGCGAGGGUGAGAUGGGGGACCAGUGGAAGCUGAGGGAUGAGGGAAGAGGAGGGGAGUCAGUGGUGGUUGGGACGUUGGAGGUGACGGUGUGGAGGCAGAGAGAGGCCCUUGCUGCUGCCUCGUGUUGGUUGUGUUGCUGCUGCUGCUGCCGGCUCAACUUACACUACACUCUUACCCCCGGCCAUGUCCCCCUUCCCUACUACAGUUCUCCGCCUAUUUAUGAGUCGUUUCUCUGACUAGCCCAGCGAGUUGACUCUACAGAUUAUCUUUUACUACGUGAGAAAAAGAAAUUGAGUGAAGGCUGACAGGACGAUUUUAAGAAAUUGAAAUUAAAAGGCCAUCACAUCCACCACUGAUAAACUGUCACACAAACACACGCACACAAACACAUACACACACAAACACCAACACACACACACACACACACACACACACACACACACACACACACACACACACACACACACACACACACACACACACACACACACACACACACACACAUAUGCUGUUUUCUUCAUGAAAAAAUUCAAACUGGAUAUAUUCCUCGAGAACAUUACUUAAAAAUUGCUCAAUCGGAGACAACAGAUGAGCUGAAGCAGUGACGCAAUCGUGAACGUGUGAAGACUGGAGGAAAGGAGGAGCCUCGUCUUGGGUUCCAUGAUGAGGAGACUUCACUACACCUCUGGCAGGAAGCUCCUCACUCCAGCCUCGGUGUAGAGAGAAUGUGAAGCCUGGGUAGGCGCGUGCUGGGGGAGCGUGAAGACAAGGUCCUCUGCCUCAGGAUGGCGUGCCACCACCUGCAGCCGCCGCCCCCCGCCGCUUCUGCCGCCGCAGCCGCCCUCCUCCUCCUGCUUUUGGCACUGACAGACACGGGCUGGAGUCUGCGGGUGUCUGGAGUGACGGUACCGUCAGUGGUGGUGUCAGGAUCGGCGGUGCAACUAGUGUGUCACUACGAGCACACCACCGACCGACCAGACCCGCUCUACUCCGUCAAGUGGUACAAAGAUGUCAAUCAGUUCUACGAGUAUAUACCCAAGAGGGACCAGCCCGUCCGGGUCUACCCGCUGCCCCACAUACACGUAGACGAGCAAGGGAGCUCUGGGGCAUCAGUGCGGCUGACAGGGGUGACGCGGGGAACCUCGGGCACCUUCCGCUGCGAGGUAAUGGGCGACAAGCCUUACUUCGAGACUGACGAUCACGCCGUCAACAUGUCUGUAGUCGAGAUUCCACUAUGGGGUCCGGAGGUUAACGGAGGCAUCCAGGGGGUGACUGAAAGCGCGAGCGUGGUGGAGGGUGCGGGCGCGGGGGAGAGGGCGCGGGUACGACCAGGAGACCUAGUAACCGCCCGCUGCCUGGUUGGUCAUUCAGACCCACCCGCAGAUAUCACCUGGACUCUUAACUCAGCCAGUCCCCCGUCCCAUGCCCGUCUUCAGCGCUUCCUUCAGACUGAUCACCGCGGCCGCACCAUCCAGGUCUCGGAGGUGGAGGUGGAGGUGCGAGAGGCAUGGCUGCGGCGUGGGGCGCUGACACUUAGCUGCCGCGUGCGGGUUUCUUCUGUCUACUACAAAACAGCAAAUAUCACCUUCAUCCACGCCGACCACCCGCAGCCUGCGGGUUUCGGCUGGUUCUCCUCAGGUUCCUCGCCGCGAGCCUCACUGCUGUUGUUGCUGCCGCCGCUCACUCUCCUGUCCUGCUGCUGUGACGUCCUCAUGCUGCUGCUGUGACGCCUUUUUUUAUGCUUGCUGUUACUCCUGCUAUGAUUCUGUUACUGUAGUCGUGAUACUCUUAUCACUGCUGUAACGCUAUCACAUCUGUUGUGACAACGCGGAAUGAAAAUUUAAACCAUGGCGACCCCAAAAUGACGUCAUGCGUGGCCUGGCAGUGUUAGUCAUCUGGUCUAGUAACAUUGACAUGUUAUAACUCUGCAAAAUUUUCGUUAUAUUUCCUUUUUUUUCUCUCUGACAUCUGAGUAAUAUUCGCGCCAUAGUUUCUUUCAUUUCUCCUUUGUCAACAAAGCAGGAACUCCGCUUUCAUCAUAAUCUUGCCUGAUCCUUCACUUCUUUCAUUUUUCGUAAAAAUAUUUUAGAAUUAUACUGUGUAAUAAGUCUUUAAUUUUAAACUGGGUAACAACAAAAUUAGCUCCGGUAGGCCAGCGGAUACUUAACAAUUUCGUUUUUGAGUUACGAUUCGUGGGUUCAAGAGACACAUGUCCCAUUUCCAGACGAAUAAACCACCACCGUCCUCUUGUUUAUCUCCUCUUGCCACACCACUUUACGAAGCGUAUACGCAUCUACCUGAGCAGCAGCGUAUCCCUCUUGCUGCCUCUCUUUCCCUUGCUGAAGGAAUCUCUUCCUAUAUUUUUUUAAAGUACCAGGUAUGGAACAAGAGCAGCGUAGUGUAUAACUGUUUGCACCAUGAUUACGGAAGUUGCAAGGAAGAGAGAGGAACUUGCUAUUAUGAUGCCUGUAGAGUGAUAUGUUUUCAUUUUAUA